Messenger RNA from Oldenlandia corymbosa var. corymbosa, 1951 nucleotides. The record is from the annotation of a GenBank genome assembly. NCBI's taxonomy places the organism in Eukaryota, Viridiplantae, Streptophyta, Magnoliopsida, Gentianales, Rubiaceae.
AAUGAAUCUUACCAUAACCCAAAUACUAACUAAAAGAUUUGAGUUUUGGUUUUGUUUAACCACGUUCAAAAGAAUAACGUCAAAUCCCUCACCAUCCAAAGCUUACUGUUAGUCUCUCUCCUACUAGCUUUUCUUUUUCCCCCUUCUUUUUUUAUAAGUCCAUGUAUUUUUCCACUUGCAUUUCUCAGUAUCCUCCCAGUCCCAGAAUGGCUGAUACCACGGCCCUCUUCUUUCUUUGUUUCUCCUUAUUAUCUUCCUCCGUCCUUUCUCGUACGGCUCCGCUGAGCUCAGGAACUAACGUUCUUGACGUGUCUUCCUCUCUGCAGAAAACCGUUAAUGUUUUCUCCGUCAGCAGCUCUAAAGCUUUAAACUCACUUGACAAUGAAGAACACGAGGAGGACCCUUCUUCUUCAGCUAAUAAGCUGAGUGUCAAGCUGCAUUCCCGAGUCGGCAUUCUUGAAGCUUCCGAAAAGGACUACAACUCCCUCACUCUAGCUCGGCUAGGCCGCGAUUCUUCCCGGGUUAAAUCGCUCCAGACCCGGGCAGAUCUGGCGGUUCACGGGAUUUCGCUGGCGGAUCUGGAGCCCAUGGAGACCCAAUUGGAUGUUGAAGCGUUGCAAGGCCCGGUGAUUUCGGGGACGAGUCAGGGCAGCGGCGAGUACUUCACCCGGGUCGGAAUCGGCCGGCCGGCGAGUCAAGUUUACAUGGUGCUGGAUACCGGAAGCGAUGUGAAUUGGGUUCAGUGCGCUCCCUGCGGCGAUUGCUACCAGCAAGCCGACCCGAUUUUCCAGCCGGCUUCUUCCUCGACUUUCUCCCCUCUCAAUUGCCAAGCUCAGCAGUGCAGAUUUCUUGACCUGUCGGAAUGCCGGAAUGAUACUUGUCUCUACGAGGUUUCCUACGGUGAUGGGUCCUACACCGUCGGCGAUUUCGUAACGGAGACGAUUACCAUGGGCGGCUCGGCUUCGGUCGACAACGUAGCCAUCGGCUGCGGCCACAACAACGAAGGGUUAUUCGUCGGCGCCGCCGGGUUGAUCGGAUUGGGUGGCGGCCCGUUGUCUUUCUCAUCUCAGAUUAAAGCCUCGUCGUUUUCGUAUUGUCUCGUGGACCGAGACUCUGACGCCACCUCGUCUCUCGAUUUUGACACCCCUGUCGCCACUGACGCCGUCACCGCACCGUUACUCCCGAACCCGAAGUUGAACACCUUCCGUUACGUGGACAUCACCGGUAUUAGCGUCGCCGGUGAAUCACUCCCCAUCCCGCCGUCGAGUUUCAAGCUCAACGACAACGGCGAGGGAGGCGUGAUCGUGGAUUCGGGAACGGCUGUGACGAGGCUUCAGACGGACGCCUACAAUGCGUUACGGGAUGCCUUCGUGAAGGGGACUAAAGGAUUGCCGUCAACUGACGGGGUUGCGUUGUUCGACACGUGUUACAACCUGGGCACGAGGAAAAGCGUGGAGGUCCCAACGGUAACAUUUCGUUUCUCUAACGGGAAGGAGCUGUCGUUGCCGGCGAAGAAUUAUCUGAUCCCGGUGGACUCAUCUGGGACAUUCUGUUUCGCGUUUGCUCCGACGUCGUCUUCGCUUUCUAUAAUUGGAAAUGUCCAGCAGCAAGGGAUACGUGUCACCUACGACCUCAAGAAUUCCCAAAUUGCAUUUGAAUCCAACAAAUGCUGAAAUUUUUUAACCGUGAUUUUAUAACACCAGUAAAGUUGUAAAACCGUGAUUUUAAAUAGAUUGUUUUUACUACAUGUCUACGGCUUUGGUUAGGUUAAUUUAUGGAGUAUGGUAGUGAGUGGACCCCACCUUGAAUAAUUGUAACUUAAAGAUGGGACCACAGCGAUGUUGUUGUGUGUGUGUUUAAUUAUCAAUGGACUCUCAAAAUCUUUUCUUUUUCAUGAUGAUAUUGACAGUACUCCCUCCAUUCCAUAAUAAGUGUCGUCUUACACUUUGCA